Messenger RNA from Talaromyces amestolkiae, 2463 nucleotides. RefSeq lists its product as uncharacterized. The record is from RefSeq and is a predicted model, not a curated record. Gene Ontology annotation, cellular component: cytoplasm; cytosol. Bases 1 to 2463 code for a protein of 820 amino acids. NCBI's taxonomy places the organism in Eukaryota, Fungi, Ascomycota, Eurotiomycetes, Eurotiales, Trichocomaceae. Gene Ontology annotation, biological process: ubiquitin-dependent endocytosis. Gene Ontology annotation, molecular function: protein-macromolecule adaptor activity; ubiquitin protein ligase binding. The transcript has 3 exons.
AUGGCCAAAUCCUCAAUGCGCUAUCGUCCCAUGACGACCUAUGCCGUAGGCCAUCAGAUUGCUAAUGAUGGACCAAGUAAACAGAAACCAACACCGUCGUAUUCAGACCAUAUCAUCCCUCGAUCUUGGCGCAAAGCACGCCGGCCCGGUUUCACUGCUCCGUCCAGCACAGAUCUGGUCGAGCUUUGCGAGAAGCUAUUGGAACGGCCGCGAGAAAGCGCGAAACGAUUCUUUUGUCUACGGACUUUGAGCACUCAAGAAACGAACAGCAUGUCGCUCGGUCUGCCCAGGCCGGGUCGAUCCCGGCCGCACUCGGAAAUCUUUGUUGGCGCGGAUGAGGAGCGAGUCGCUCAAUUUAUGGCUGCCCAGAUGCGGGAUAGCAAUUCCAGCAACAUUUCACUGACUGGGGGAGUAUCUCGACCCAUCUCACGGGACAGGUCGAAUAGCGAUGACUCGACUGUCAUUAGUAGUGGCACAAUGCCGACAUUGCGCAAUGAGCGAGUGGUUGCCACGGGCAAUGGGAUUACUGUUAGUGUUGCGCUGGCUGAACCUUUGGUAUUCCUGCCGGGCUAUGAUCACAGUGAUCCGAGUACCAAAAGAUCGGCUAUUCUCAGGGGGCAUUUGCAUAUCAAAACGACCAAGUCGGUGAAGGUGAAGAAGGUUUCGAUAUGUUUUCGUGGACAGGCACAGACUGACUGGCCGGAUGGUAUUCCUCCAAAGAAAAUCAACUUUCACGACAAGAAAGAUAUUAUGACAUCUGGAAUGAUUUACUUUAAUCAAGGAGAGACCUCCAUUGUACAGAACCCGUACGGUGCACAUUAUUACAAAGUAUCAAAUACGAUGGCGUUGUCGACUACCAAAGAACCCAAAAUCUACAGCGUGACUACGACGACGAGAGAGUUGUUGAAAAAUGGUUCCACGACAACCGUAAACAGAGAAACUGCCAGAGAUUUGAAACGAUUAUCCUUGCAGUCCAAUCAUUCACGCAGUUUCAACAAGAACGAAGCCCCCAGCGCGAACCAACCGCAAGCCGUACGGAAUUACAGACUCUUCCCGCCUGGCGAUUACUUGUACGCCUUCGAGUUCCCCAUUGAUGGAUCGAUGCCAGAGACCAUCAAAAGCGAGCUUGGAUUUGUACGGUACGAUCUCGAAGCCAUAGUCGAACGAUCCGGCGCUUUCCGUCCCAAUCUGCUUGGAAGCACCGAGAUAGAAGUAGUGCGAACCCCAGCCGAGGGAUCUUUGGAGCAAGUCGAGCCUAUCGCCAUAUCUCGCAACUGGGAGGAUCAGCUGCAUUACGACAUUGUCAUUUCCGGAAAAUCAUUUCCAAUGGGAUCGCAGGUCCCGAUUGCAUUCAAAUUGACGCCUCUCGCGAAGGUUGAGUGCCAUCGAAUCAAAGUCUAUGUAACGGAGAAUAUCCAGCACUGGACGCAAGACAAGUUUGUGCAUAGGUUACAGCCGCCGAAGAAGGUGCUUUUGUUUGAAAAGCGGGCGGAUGUGCCUAGUAUCAGCACGUAUCCUGGAAGCAGUAUGCGGGUGACUGCUGGUGGUGGCGUGCAUUGGGAUCAACGAGAAGCUGCUGCUCGAGGUGAGGAGCAGGUCAACCGGGGUGUUUCUAGUUUACUGGGAAAUUUGUCCAAUGAUGUGGGAGUUGGGCCGACCGAAAUGGAAUUCAGUGUACAACUUCCGAGUUGUCAUGCAAUGAAGGGGAAAGACGAGGCGCAUCGAUUGCAUUUUGAUACGACGUAUGAGAAUAUUCAGAUCAAUCAUUGGAUUAAGAUUGUAAUGCGCCUGUCGAAAACCGACGAAAAAGAUCCAACUAAACGCCGACACUUUGAAAUCUCGAUCGACUCACCUUUCCACAUUCUCUCCUGCAAAGCAACACAAGGAAACAUUUUCCUUCCUGCUUACAGCGACCCAUCUUCCGAUCCAGCAGUCAUCCAGGACGAAUAUUCCUGUGGCUGCCCCGGAGCCCCAAUGACUCGCCGAAGCGCACCAACCAGCCGCAUCAACUCAUCCACCGCCCUCGACCAAAUCAACAACCCCAGCACCGAUGCCAACUGCCCAACUUCAACCCGCGGCCUCCCGCGCAGCUUCACCAGUGGCUCAGGCGGCCUCUCCCGCCCUGAGGCAGCACACAUCGCCCACGAAGCGCCCAACGAACGCGACGCGCGGCCCAUGCAUCUCCUGCGCGCACCGUCAUUCGCACCACCCGCAUUCGAAGAACUCGAGCCUCCACCACCACUCAUCACUCCCCCACCAGAGUACGCCAGCAUCGUGGGCAACAGUGACCGCGAAACCGUCUUGACAGAUUACUUCAACCGUCUAUCAUACUUUGAGGAACAGGAUGACGAGGAGCGUGGGCUCGGAAGGGUCGAUGUUCCGCUUACCCCGGGUGGGCGGGUACAUCGUAGUAUGGAUGUGCCGCGGGAGUGGGUGCGGUUGGGCGACGCUACUGUUCAGUAG